AUGGGGAACAGAGGUAUGUGGAUGUUGUUGGCAAUGGCAUUCUUCUUCCUUUGCUUCUUCUCAACCACUGGGGCUAUCUGGCUCACCGUACCAACCUCUGCCAUCAAGUGCGUUUCCGAAGAAAUCCAGAACAACAUCGUCGUUUUGGUUGAUUACGUUGUCGUUGCCAAUGGGGAUGAUCCAUCCCACAACUCAACUAUUUCCGUCAAGGUUACAUCACCAUAUGGAAACAAUCUUCAUGACAUGGAGAACACAACAAUUGGUAAUUUCGCCUUUACUACUCGAGAGAGUGGGAACUACCUAGCAUGCUUCUCGGUGGCUCAUAGUCAAGCAGAGGGGGAUGUUAGUGUGGAUCUUGAUUGGAAAAUUGGAAUUGCAGCCAAGGAUUGGGAUUCGGUUGCUAAAAAAGAGAAGAUUCAGGGAGUACAACUUGAAUUGAGAAAGCUAGAAGGAACAGUGGAGGCUAUCCACGAUAAUUUGAUCUAUCUCAAGGGCAGGGAAGCUGAGAUGAGGAACGUGAGUGAAACAACAAAUGCCAGGGUGGCAUGGUUUAGUAUUAUGUCUUUGGGUAUCUGCAUUGCAGUUUCAGUUUUGCAGUUGUGGCAUUUGAAGCGAUACUUCCAUAAGAAAAAGAUUAUUUAG
This is a messenger RNA of Abrus precatorius (Indian licorice), 642 nucleotides long. Its product is annotated as transmembrane emp24 domain-containing protein p24delta4-like. Gene Ontology annotation, cellular component: COPII-coated ER to Golgi transport vesicle; endoplasmic reticulum-Golgi intermediate compartment; Golgi apparatus. Gene Ontology annotation, biological process: Golgi organization; intracellular protein transport; endoplasmic reticulum to Golgi vesicle-mediated transport. The transcript has 4 exons. The record is from RefSeq and is a predicted model, not a curated record. The coding region runs from base 1 to 642 and encodes 213 amino acids. NCBI's taxonomy places the organism in Eukaryota, Viridiplantae, Streptophyta, Magnoliopsida, Fabales, Fabaceae.